Neodiprion fabricii is the source of this 2875-nucleotide messenger RNA. RefSeq names its product mitochondrial import receptor subunit TOM20 homolog (gene Tom20). Gene Ontology annotation, molecular function: transmembrane protein transporter activity. Gene Ontology annotation, cellular component: mitochondrial outer membrane translocase complex; mitochondrial outer membrane. NCBI's taxonomy places the organism in Eukaryota, Metazoa, Arthropoda, Insecta, Hymenoptera, Diprionidae. The record is from RefSeq and is a predicted model, not a curated record. Bases 131 to 565 code for a protein of 144 amino acids. Gene Ontology annotation, biological process: protein targeting; protein import into mitochondrial matrix; tRNA import into mitochondrion. The transcript has 4 exons.
AACAAGCGAACGCAACCCCUUUUGUGCAAUGGUCGAAGUCACAAUGAAGACCUUGUGAAUUUGUCUCUACUAAAAUUAAAAUAACAUUAAACGAUAUUCGGAAGUUGGAAAUUGAUUACUUAAAAUAUCAAUGAUUUCCAAAGCUGCAGUAGGCAUCGCUGCCGGAAUUGCCGGCAGUAUAUUUAUAGGGUAUUGCUUUUACUUCGACCAAAAACGGCGAGGCGAUCCAGACUUCAAAAAGAAAUUACGCGAACGGAGAAGAGCAAGGAAACAGGCUCAAAAGGCUGGAACAAAAAUACCUGAUCUUAAAGAUCACGAAGCGAUGCAGAGGUUCUUCUUCCAAGAGGUUCAGUUGGGCGAAGAGAUGCUGGCGGGUGGCGACCUCGACGGAGGUGUUGAGCAUUUGGCAAAUGCAGUCACAGUUUGCGGACAGCCUAAUCAGCUCCUGCAAGUUCUACAGCAAACACUUCCGCCACAAGUUUUCCACCUCCUACUACAAAGACUUCCGUCAGUUGGCCAGAAAAUCGGAUCUCAGACAGCGAUGGCAGAAGAAGAUGUUGAAUAGCAAAGCAGCAAAUAACACGUUGGUUAUUCCUAAAUAAAAAAAAAGAAUGUUAGUAGAUUAUACGAUCGUUUUAGCCAAAAUAAUUGACUGUUAAUUUCUUACUCUAUCACAAAAUCCUAAGUCAUACUAUUUAAUGUAGUUACGUAACAUCUAAACAAAUAUUUCGUUAGCUUCAUGUUGUGUACUGAGAUGCAAUUCGUUGAAGUAAAAACGACACUUCUGACGUUCAACGGUCUAAGAAAUAGAUUUGUAAAAAUGCAAUGCACGCGCGCCAGUGAAUAACAAUUUAUUCUAUAAUAACGUGGUGAAUAAACAACAAUUUUACGUACGAAAAUCCGUCAACAGCCUUAUUGCUGCUUGAAGAGAAAUAAAAACUCGAAACGCUUUUUCUGCUUCAUAUAAUGCUACAAGUAAUUAGCAAUACAGUAAUAUAUAUGCUAAAGGUAUCAACAGGAUAUUUAACAGAGUAAAAGUAGCUCAUACCAAUCUUUCCAUGCAUACAAAUUUUUAAUUUCACUCCCACUACUAUUUGCGUUCAACGCAAACGAUUAUUUCAACGGGAAUACUAUAAUAACUUAUAGGAUGAACCUCAUUUACGACAUAAAAAAUCGUAUCUUGAUCGAAAAAUAUAGAAACCUUUUCCUGCACUCCUGGAAAACCAAAGGAACACUGACACAAUACUGUUGUCUUGUCACAACAAAUCACUGGUGUUUCAAGCAGAUCACCUUCAAUAGUUUGAAGAGGGUACGAAACUUCAAGUCAUAAUGACAAAAUGUUGACUGUUUUUUAAAUUUUAUCACACUAUUAAUAAUUGACAAACCCAAGGUUUAUUUUGCCCAAUAAAGUAAUCGGUUUAUGAAAAGAAGGAUUCCAUCAAUGGUUAGUUGAAUUAAAUCGCUACGUUGUACAUGUAGAGGACGAUGAAUUUUCCACUGGAUAUUCAGUAAUGAUUUAACAUGUAAAUUGAAUCUCUUAUUCGCAUUAUCAAUGUCAAAUUUUUACAUGUCAAUCGUAUUCGGACUGUUUUUUCCUCUGCAAUACCGAUAAGGAGAUAGAAUUUGAAAAACAAUGUGUGUAUGAUAGAUAACGUUGUCCUCUGGAAAGACAAUACAGUACAAUUUUACCUGUUCGGUGUGCCUCUAUUGAUACGAAUAAUUUGAAGAUUUUUACACAAUUAAAAACUGUCAGUCUUGUACACAUCAUAUAAUAAUUGAUUGAGUGUUUUUUGGCUUCCGACAUGCCUAAGGUAAGUUUGAAACAUACGUACAUACAUAACACAUACCUACAUGUAUACACAUUGCCUUUUCAUUCCUGAAAAAUUUGCGUUCAUCUUGAACAAAAUACGAUAUAAAUAUUCAAAAACUCCAUUCCGAAAUACAAGUUUCACUUACGUGUUAGUUUUUUCCCUUUUGUAUUUGAAAUAUCGAUCAUUUUUCUUCAAGGAAAUUAAUUAUAUUACCAAUUAACACCAAAUAAGCCAAUUUGAAUUAUAUUAACUCAUUUAAAAUCUGUUUUUAUUAUCAAUUAUUCUUCGUAUUCAUAUUACAUCUAAUGUACAAUAAAUUUUCUUUGUGACUACACUCUUUUCUCUCUCCUCUGAAUCUCUCAAUCCAUAAUGUAAACUGUACUUAAUAUACCAACUAUAAAAUGGUAAAUGAAUUAAAUACAUAUGUUUAUAUACGUGUUCUGUAUAUCAAGUUCUUAUUAAAAAUAAUAACAGUAAUUUCUUAGUUGUAUAUACAAUAUAUAUAAAUAUAUAUAUUACUUCGGUAUGUACAAACAAGAGCGCUUUGGUACUAAUGUUAAAUUAAAAAAAAAAUUUCUAGAUCCAGCGCGAAAGAAAAUACAAUAUAUAAUAAUUAUUUUUAAAUCAUAACAUGAGUUACUCAAAAUGAUCAGCUCACGCGUUUUCUCAUUAUCAAUACAAUUUUUUAACAAUCUCUAAAUUACCCAACAACAUUAUGAUCAGACAAAUUCUCCGAUACUCGAGUUUUUUUCCCCCAAGUCUCUAGAUCUCAGUUACUAGAAAUAUGAAAUGAGUGAAAGAGAGGAGCUGAGUCACAUAUGUAUAGGCAUUUUCAGAUUGCGCAACUGAAUCACUCAGUAUUGUAAUCUAUUGCGUAAAAGUCAUGAUCUCUUAUUUCACAAAAUAGUUUAGGCCAGUAUAGUCACGGUUCACUUUAUCAUAACCGUUCACAUGAACUGAUUAGAUAAUACAUAUUUAAUAAUUACAGCACUGAUCAUUACUUGUAUUACUGUUAUCCUUGAUAAUGCCUUACGUGGAUUUUCAACCAUGAAUAAGACAAAUUU